This is a messenger RNA of Lentinula edodes (shiitake mushroom), 540 nucleotides long. Its product is annotated as NUZM, NADH-ubiquinone oxidoreductase 21.3 kDa subunit. The record is from RefSeq and is a predicted model, not a curated record. Lineage: Eukaryota; Fungi; Basidiomycota; Agaricomycetes; Agaricales; Omphalotaceae. The transcript is spliced from 4 exons. The coding region runs from base 1 to 540 and encodes 179 amino acids.
AUGGCCACGAAGAAGGCUGCCGACUCAACUCUAUAUCACCUCAGUCCGAAAGGCUUUUGGAAGAGAUUCCGCGAUGCUGUCGUUGUCAAUCCCGAGAUUUCUAGUGGUCUGCCAUUACAAGGCGUGAACAGGUUCCCUCCUCCAGGCUCAAGACCUGAAAAAUACUCUACUCCUGCUACCAAAGCUUCCGAUAUCGCUCAAAACCCCUACUGGAAACGAGACGUCCGACGUGCUUACCCCCAGCUUUCCGUGAUAACACAGACAGGCUUGUCUUCGUUGUUGAUUGAGCACUCUACUCCACAAGUUGUCGCGGCCCCAGCGGAAGGAGAUACAGCGGAGGGCUCCAAGGCCGUCUCUACUUCCCAAGACCCCAUCGAACUCGCGGCAGCCAUUUCCCAGAUAACCAAAUCAACAAAACUCUACUCCGAGUCCAAACUCCCACCAACACUAACACUUUCAUACCCGCGAUGGCGACCAGAAAGAGCUCCUGAUGCUCCUCAUCCUCAACACGCAUACUUCCCUUUGCAAUUGUACAAAUAG